Messenger RNA from Sitodiplosis mosellana (orange wheat blossom midge), 1053 nucleotides. RefSeq names its product zinc finger matrin-type protein 2. NCBI's taxonomy places the organism in Eukaryota, Metazoa, Arthropoda, Insecta, Diptera, Cecidomyiidae. Gene Ontology annotation, biological process: mRNA splicing, via spliceosome. Bases 173 to 772 code for a protein of 199 amino acids. The transcript has 2 exons. Gene Ontology annotation, molecular function: zinc ion binding; nucleic acid binding. Gene Ontology annotation, cellular component: U4/U6 x U5 tri-snRNP complex; spliceosomal complex. The record is from RefSeq and is a predicted model, not a curated record.
AAAGCUUGACACAUGAACGUCAAAAAUUAAACAAUAAAUAGAAGACUACAUCGACCAAAAUAGUAACAAAAAUCACAAAGAAGGACCAGGAAUUCUAUUUAAAGUACACUCAAUUACAUUUACAAGUAAAUAAGUGUUUUUAGUUUUAGCAACAACAACAAAAAAUCCAGCCAUGUCGAUGCGUCCAGAUGAUCACCGUCGAAAGUGGGAUCGAAAAGAGUAUGAGCGCAAGGCUCAAGACCGUCUCAGGGUAAAAGAAGACGAUGAAGAAGAUAAAUCAGACGAUGCACCGGUAUCGCGCGAGCUAUUGAAAAGACGGGACUACAAAGUUGAUUUGGAUAGUAAGCUGGGAAAGAGUGUGGUCAUCAGUAAAACCACGCCGUCAUCACAAUCCGGUGGCUACUAUUGUAAUGUGUGCGAUUGUGUGGUGAAAGAUUCCAUCAACUUUCUCGAUCACAUCAACGGGAAAAAGCAUCAACGUAAUUUGGGAAUGUCAAUGAAGGUUGAGCGUUCUUCUCUAGACCAAGUAAAAGAACGAUUCCAACGAAACAAAAAGAAAAUGGAAGAAAAGCAAAAAGACUAUGAUUUGGAUGUGAAAGUGCGCGAAGCAAAGGAAGAAGAAGACCGAUACAAAGAGUACAAAAAAGAGAAGCGAAAAGAGCGCAAACGAAAAGCUGACGAUGAUUUGGACGAAGAAUCAAGUGGUGUGCCCAGCGAUAUGGCUGCUCUUAUGGGAUUUGCCGGUUUUGGCGGUGCUAAGAAAAACAAUUAACUUGGAUUUAUACUGAUUUUAUGAAAUACGAUGCACUGUUUUUUUUAAAUAUUUUCCGCCAAAUGAAGAGUUGAUGAAACGAUACAAAUUACUUGAUAUCAUUGCACAUGACAUUGAUGUCAAUAUGCUACUGUAGGGAACACGCAAUAUUCAUGGCGUGACAUUUGUCCUGAAAUUGAAUUUUAAUGAUAGUUCACAAAUUUCAAUCUGUACCAGUUUUUUUGCUCCUGCCAAUGUACAGUUUUUUGGGAAUUGUGGAAAUAAAAGUAAAUCAACUGAAA